This is a messenger RNA of Darwinula stevensoni, 576 nucleotides long. The record is from the annotation of a GenBank genome assembly. NCBI's taxonomy places the organism in Eukaryota, Metazoa, Arthropoda, Ostracoda, Podocopida, Darwinulidae.
CUCACGGACAGAGGUGAGGGUGAGGACAUCCUCGGAGUCCGAGAGGUUCGCCUUUUCGAUGCGGCCACCACGGUCUGCCAGGGCAGACCGGAGUUCCGAGUCGAACGAGCGCGCUCUCGGGUCCUUGAGCCAGAGGCGGCCUUGCCCGAGUCCACGAAGCGGAAUGUCGGCCUCUUCGGCGCUCUCCCGAUGCUUCUCGCGAACGGCGGAGUACAUUCUCAUUUUAAUUAUGUAUCCUUCGGAUUGGAACGAUUCGCGAAUAUCGCUCUGGACUCAUCCGCGAUUGCACCCGGACAGCAAGAACCAGGCCGAGACGGGGUGGAGAUCAUCAACGGGGUGGUGCACGUCCGCCCCGGCGGAGGAUUCGUGCCGAACUUCCACCUCUUCCGCAAGGUGGAGGUGAACGGGAAUGGGACCAUCCCCCUCUACUCAUAUCUCAAAGUGAGUCGGCUUCCUUUCGCCCUCCGCCCUCCAUCUACCAUCCACCCUCCAUCUACCAUCCACCCUCCAUCUACCAUCCACCCUUCAUCUACCAUCCACCCUCCAUCCUCAGUUGCUGCUUUAGAAAGAUUCUGA